Molecule: messenger RNA, 2526 nt
Organism: Gasterosteus aculeatus aculeatus (three-spined stickleback)
Lineage: Eukaryota; Metazoa; Chordata; Actinopteri; Perciformes; Gasterosteidae
Gene: mstnb
Product: myostatin b
Cellular component (GO): extracellular region
Molecular function (GO): growth factor activity; cytokine activity
Source: RefSeq, a predicted model, not a curated record
GUGAUACCUAUCAGAGUGGGACAUUAAUCCAAUCCCAGUCCAGUCGCCCAGUAGGUCCAGCACACAUCGCGGGAUUUUUUUUUUUAAACAAACCUGCACACCUUAGAGAGGAUGCAUCUGUGUCAGACUGUGAUGUAUCUCAGCUUGCUGAUUGCUUUGGGUCCAGUAGUUUUGAGUGACCAAGAGACGCACCAGCAGCCCGUCGCCACCAGCCCGGAGGACACGGAGCAGUGCGCUAGCUGCGAAGUCCGACAGCAGAUUAAAACCAUGCGAUUAAACGCGAUUAAAUCUCAGAUUUUGAGCAAACUGAGAAUGAAAGAAGCUCCAAAUAUCAGCCGAGAUAUUGUGAAGCAGCUACUGCCCAAAGCGCCGCCGCUGCAGCAGCUUCUCGACCAGUACGACGUGCUGGGAGACGACAACAAGGAUGUGGUUAUGGAGGAGGACGACGAGCAUGCCACCACGGAGACAAUAAUGAUGAUGGCCACUGCACCCGAGUCCAUCGUCCAAACGGACGGGCUACCAAAGUGCUGCUUUUUCUCUUUCAACCAAAAGCUUCAAGCCACUCGCAUACUGCGGGCUCAGCUGUGGGUGAAUCUGCGCCCGUCGGAGGAGGCGACCACCGUGUUCAUGCAGUUCUCCCGCCUGAUGCCAGUCACGGACGGGAGAAGGCACGUACGCAUCCGCUCCCUGAAGAUCGAGGUGAAUGCCGGGCUCAGCUCUUGGCAAAGCAUAGACGUCAAACAAGUGUUGGCCGUGUGGCUGCAGCAGCCGGAGACCAACUGGGGAAUCGAGAUUAACGCCUUCGAUUCGAGGGGAAAUGACUUGGCCGUAACCUCCACAGAGCCCGGAGAGGAAGGACUGCAACCGUUCAUGGAGGUGAAGAUCUCAGAGGGGCCCCAGCGUGUUAGGAGAGACUCGGGCCUGGACUGUGACGAGAAUUCUCUGGAGUCCCGGUGCUGUCGUUACCCGCUCACUGUGGACUUUGAAGACUUUGGCUGGGACUGGAUUAUUGCACCGAAGCGCUACAAGGCCAACUAUUGCUCCGGGGAGUGUGAGUACAUGCACUUGCAGAAGUAUCCACACACCCACUUGGUGAACAAGGCCAACCCCAGAGGGAGCGCCGGUCCCUGCUGCACCCCCACCAAGAUGUCGCCCAUCAACAUGCUCUACUUUAACAGAAAGGAGCAGAUCAUCUACGGCAAGAUCCCUUCCAUGGUGGUGGACCGCUGUGGAUGCUCUUGAGUUGGAUGGAGGGGCUGUGGCUUCUUCCGUCCCCCAACUUCAAACUUUUUUUAACACAACCAAUCCGCCAGUUCCGAUGCUUUCCUGCAGAACACGGUGCAGUAGAACCAGAGUAGCCGCAAACAGCCCGACCCUCCCGCAGGGCAGCGCUUUCACAACCAGCCUAGCGCUUGCUUUUAUUUCCUCCAUUGAAAUCUCAGCCAUAGAGGCUGGAAGUCAGAUGGAUGCAGAAAGUCACGUACACAUUCAAACACACGUGGCGAACCUGGGAGGGAAGGUAGAAAGAAGUUAUGCAAAAAACGUUUUUUUGCCCCCGUAUCUGUGUUCUCUGCUGUUCAUUUAUACACACAUGCCGACAGAUUAUACUCGUACGCCAUCUACUCCACUUCACAUGUAGCCAACAUAAAAGCUAUUACACUUUUUUGCUAAGAUAUGUGCUUGUGGUAAUCAUUUUUCAAGUUAUGUUGUCAGAGUGAAAACCUCAUGGACUUUUUGAAAAGGGCUCGGAAAAACACAACUGGAGGCUGAUACGAGGGAUAUUCUGCUUUGGCAGAACAUGUUUUGGUACAAAUGAUGAAAAGUGGCUGCAUGGCAAACCCUUAAUCACUCCAGUAUAAUUUGAACUGCACCCAAUUUUGGACAAUCAAUUGCAAGUCAUUCUCUCUCUUGUAUUGCAUUCAACUUUAAGUUGCCGCAUUGGGUAUAAAACCCUAAACAGAGGUGGUGACGUGUUGGUUUGUUCCACUGUUCCACCGGGGUGAAGUACCACUCCUGACCCGGUUUCACCAUACACACAUGCGGCGACGUAUCCAACCGAGGAGCACUCGUGUUCAGACAUGAUCUAUCCAACAAAACAGCCUGAGCCUGGAACCUGUGAGAUACACUUGAAUUAUUCUGAUUGUGAAUUCACAAGAGUGCACAGAAGGACUUGAACUGAAGGCACAGUGAAUGCAGCCUACAAAUGAAAAACAAAAAUGUUUUUAAGACAAUGAAAAUGGAUUAUUGAGAUGUAUGAAUGUUGAGAUCAUGCUUAAACUCUGUCUACAAACAGCACAGUUUGCACUAUGGCACACCAAUAUUAUAAUUGGUUGCUACAAAAGUUGUAAAAACUGAUUUUGAUAUGUUUGCUAAUUUGUAUUGUAUACAUAUGCCAUUGUUUCCAUAAGGGGUUGCCCUUCUAAACCACCUGUUGGUAAAUGUAUAAAACCACAAUCUAGCAAGAUAAAUGUUGUAAUGCAGCAACUCUAUAUACUUGUUUUAACAAAUAAAGUUUCUGGCUUGUUU